AUGACGACGGCCGAAGGAUUGCUGUAUGCCGACCAUUUUUGGGGGGAAAAGCAUCACGGAUUUCAGGUGCUUCAAGAGAAUCUGAAGAGGUCAGAAGACACCGUUUCCGAAGUUGCACAAUUCGUCAAGGAGCGGUUAUCAGUGGAAGAUGAGUAUGUCAAAGCGAUUAAUCGGAAUGUUCAUAAAGUCUCCAAUUUCAUUCAAAACGGUUCCAACAUCGAUGCCAUGUGGAUGUUAACUAAAGGAACUCUAGAAUUGAUGGCUGAAAUCCACGUAAUGCUUGUUAAGAACCUGCAAGACCUGUCGCGAGAGGUUCAGAAGUACAAAGAAGACGUGAAUCGAACGCGCAAGGAGUUGAAGCAGCCGCAAGUCGCCGAGGCGGUGAAUUUGAUGCAAACGACGACGACGUGUCUUCAGAAGGCCAAGGAGACGUAUCAACAUCGGUGUCAAGAGUUGGAGAAGGCUAGAAAGGAGACGAAUGUGAAUGUGAAGGAAAUUAGUAAGAUCGAAAUCAAAGUGGCUCGCGCUCGCGACGAAUACAAAAGCUAUGUGGAGAAGUAUGAAGUCGUCCGGGAGGAUUUCGAGACAAAAAUGAUCGAUUCGUGCAAGAAAUUUCAGACUUUCGAUAGAUCCCUCUACGCUUCCAUACAACAAUUCAUUCUACUUUUCGCCAAUCACUCGACAGAAAUGACAUCUGCAAGUUUUCAAGUCGCCGAGCAGUUCCGGGAAUCGAUUCAGCACUUGAACGCCGAUGAAUUCGUUCGAAAAUUCAUUAAAAGCAAGUCGACAGGGUCGGAGAAGCCACCGCACGUUCUCUUUGAAGAAUUGGAAAACGGAGGUAUGACUUCUUCGUCGUCGGCGAUGAAUCUGAAUCCGAUUAGGGAUUUGGUGGAUAUUAUGUCAGGCAACUCUAUGCCCUCAUCGUGCUCAUCAUCCGGAAUCCUUCAAGACCAAGCACAACCAUCGCAACCAAUCACUGUCGAUCUUCUAAUGAUGGAUCCAAUCGGCGAGGGGAUCGCAGUCGACAGCAGUCCUCUGAAUCCGACACUGAAUUCCACAAUGAACACGUCGUCAACGGAUCUGAAUAACGUGAAGAAGUCUUCUGAAGAUUUAUCAGCGGCUUCUGAAAAAAAAUCAUCAAAGAAGUUGUCUCUUUUUAUGCCGAAACGGCGGAAAACCGUGUCGACUAGUUCGAUAGAUGAGACUCCGAACACUGCCGAACCAUUUUCCGCAUCUGGAUUGUUCAAAUUCACACGAGAAAAGCGGCGAUCGAAGAAGGAGAAUGAGAGCAAUUUGAGGGCUUCCGUUUGCAUGGACGACACUCACAGCACUGCUAGCAGCUCCAGAAGCGACGAUAAAGUGCUUAACGGCUCAUCAGCCCAUGGUCACUCGCUUCUAGACGCCCCCAUCGAUGAAAAACCAUCGUCGAGUCUUCCAGUAGUCGACGACGAAGGCUACAUGAUCCGCGCUACUGAAAACCACGUGGAUUCGAAUCCAACCGCUUGGUCGAGCUGUUCAAGUGACGAAGAGGAGGACGAGGACGAGCUUCAGAAGUCGAGAAUACGAAAAAUGACAAUUUCCGAUAGACCGGUGCAUAUAAAUGCGUCGGUUGACGAGUUGAGAGACGCCAUCGGGAGUAUAACGCUGACGAGAAGCACCACGUUUGAUAGAGAUCCCUGGACGAUCGGUGGCUCGAAAGCGCCGCCCAUGUUCUCCCAGUCAAUGAACGCUUCAUCGCUCCGACAGCCACUUCGCUCUCAUCAUACUGCCGAUGGACGGUUUAGAACUAACUUUAGUGAAUCCGAAGAUCCACCGGCAUUCUCCGUAUCAAUGGGUCACAAUCAGUCAAUCGCCGCUGGAAUCGCUAGAGCACGACCACGGAGUAACACUCCGACGACUAGUCAGCUGAUGAGUCGGAAGGAUUCGAACAGCAGUUUCAUGGAUCCAUGGAGUAGUACAUUCAAUUUGGCACCCAGUGAAUCGAAUCAUUCGUUGGGAGAAUCCACGUUCAAUCUGUCACAAUCCACUGGAAAUUUGUUGCAGGCUACAAUAUCGGAGCAACGAAUCCCGGUGGCUAUGGCGAUCAACGAGCAUGUACACGUUUGGUUCAAAAAAGGAGCCGAUGAUUUUGUGCAACGGACAUUUGGCACUGUGAUGAUCUCCUUCCCGACGUCUUCUAUCAACCUUCUGACUUCGAUUCAGCAUGAAAUCGAGCCGUUGGCUUUCCGGCUAUCCAGCGCGAAAUUUAUAAAGUCAGUACUCCCGAACAAGCAGUUGAUCGACGAAUUGCUGAGCAAAAAGGACGACGAAAACUACACAUUCUACUUUAACAAGCUCCAACUUGCCACGUGGCUUCAAACCCAGAAAAUCGCAAAGCCAGAUGCGCAGUUUAUGAAUGCAGAAGUGGCUCGUUACGAGAUGGAUCCAACGGCUCCGUGUAAUUCGGUGCCCCCGUUGUUCCUGACGGCGUACUGGAAGUUCGAACCAGGUCACACGGACCUACGUGUCGACUAUCGGCUGAAUUCCGAAUCGCCCGUCUCCGCGCCGCUUCUAAAUGUGAAUUUCAACACGAAUCUCACUGGAGCCGUGGAUUCUGUGAUGUGUGACCCGGAGGGAAAAUGGGCGACCGAUAGUCCGUCUCUAGGGUGGAGUUUGUUGGAAAUUUCCAGGAAUGGAGAUGUUCAUGGCUCACUGAAGGCCAGGAUUUUUAUGAAGAAUUCUGGGGAUGAAGUCAGUCUCGAGAUGCUUGAUCGGAAGCCGGCGCAAGUAUUUGUUCAAUUUCAGUGCCACGAAGCCAACCAAUCGGGUGUGGACGUAUCACUGGUUCAAUCGGACAUUUAUCACCUGUCGAUGAUUCGUAAGAAGCUGUUAGCUGGAAAAUACUUCUGCGAACCGGAGCUUAGAAAAUAA
This is a messenger RNA of Caenorhabditis briggsae, 2910 nucleotides long. Gene Ontology annotation, biological process: clathrin-dependent endocytosis; clathrin coat assembly. The transcript is spliced from 12 exons. The record is from RefSeq and is a predicted model, not a curated record. Bases 1 to 2910 code for a protein of 969 amino acids. NCBI's taxonomy places the organism in Eukaryota, Metazoa, Nematoda, Chromadorea, Rhabditida, Rhabditidae. Gene Ontology annotation, cellular component: clathrin-coated vesicle; cytoplasm; clathrin-coated pit.